This is a messenger RNA of Cercopithifilaria johnstoni, 435 nucleotides long. The record is from the annotation of a GenBank genome assembly. Lineage: Eukaryota; Metazoa; Nematoda; Chromadorea; Rhabditida; Onchocercidae.
AUGAGCUUAACAAAAGGUGAUGCAAUCUUAGAUGUCGAUUCGAUUCCUGUUACAACAGUUACUGAUUUAUCCAACAUAAUUUCUGUAACUUUAGUAAUUGAGCAACCAAAUGAUCCAAUGGCAACAGCAUAUGUUCGUCUGGCAUUAAUGGCUCAAAAAUCGGUCGAAAUGGAUUUGCCACUUGCGCCUGAUGUAAUUGAUAUUUGUCAAUAUGAAUAUAACCGAAUGAAGCAAAACCCUGAUUUGAAACCGCAUAAAAGCAUUUUAAAAUCCAGCAAUGAUAAGCCACGUCCAAUUAAUUUACGAAUUCAUGUAAGCGAGAAAACGGAAGAUGUGCCUAUUGCAUGUGAAGAUAAUCCGGCAUUGUUAAUGAAAGUACCAACAGCACCUGACAAACAGCAAUAUUCUUCAUCUUCAGAUUCACCAAAACAGUAA